AUGAGUGCGCCGCAGUCGCCGGCGGAACGUCGCUUUUUGCGCCCUCGCCUGCGAUCAGCAACCCUAAUAUUACCGCGGACUGGCGAACGAGUCCGAAAAACAUUCACCCUCCGGCGAGGCUCGACCCUUUCGAACGGCUCUACCGAACCGCUUCUAGGACCCGGCCGUGUCAAUUCAAGCAGACAUGGCGACGGAGGUGUGCAAGAGAAGCUUCGGCAUGGCGUCAAGCGCGCCUAUGCGUUCGCUGUAUCGCCCACGGGCAUAGAUAUACUCAAAUGCUCAAUAGCCUACGUACUCGGAAGUUUGGCGACCUUCGUUCCACCAAUAUCAGGCCUGCUGGGCAGAAAUGACGGAAAGCAUAUGGUCGCGACGGUCACCGUGUACUUCCACCCUGCACGCUCGGCUGGGAGUAUGGCGCAAGCUAUAUUGCUUGCCUUCGGAGCCGUCAUAUAUGCUGCGAUAAUCUCUUUCUCGAGCAUGGCUGUAUCUGCCCUCUUCGGCGACCGGAAUCUUCUCGUCGUCGGCCACAUAAUCGUCCUUGUUGUGUUUUGCGGCGGUGGGCUGGGGCUCGUCGGAUGGACGAAGCAGCGCCUGGGUAAUCCGCUUGUGAAUGUUGCUUGCUCGCUGGCUUCGCUCGUUCUCAUCACGGUGCUUACCAAGGAGGGUGCUGUGCAAGCAGCAACGUUCUCGUACAACAAAGUGUGGCAGGUGUUGAAGAUGGUGAUAAUGGGCACAUCGGCGUCCACUGCCGUGUCGCUACUCAUACGGCCGAAGUGGGCGCGCACAGAGUUCAGAGACACGUACAUCAAGGCUACGGACGCGCUCGGGGAGCAACUGACGAUCAUCACGCGGAGCUUCUUGUCCGGCUCGGAGCAGGAUUUGAAGGAUACGGAUUUCAUCAAAGCGUCGGGUCAGAGUAGGGCGACUUUCAAGACGCUGGUGAAGAACCUCGGAGAGGCGAAAUACGAGCAUUAUCUGCUCGGUACAGAAAAGGAAUACAAGGUCGAAGCUCGUCUGGUGAAGUGUCUGGAACUAUUGCUCCAGAACAUCGGUGGCCUGCGCAGUGCUGCGGAGACGCAGUUCACCCUGCUAGUACAGUCUGAGCAAAGUGCCUGUGGGACGGGAGGAGAGAUCUCAGGCCCGAGGAGAGCUAAUCCAGCGCACUAUUCGGACCACACAACAUCCCCUCACAUCUCCCCCACUCUCAGCCAUGUAGAAAGAAGAAGUAGCAUACUUGCAUCUAUAGAAGAACUUCCAGAGAGUCCAGGCGAAGUGUCCGAUGACGAGUCGCUGAGAAUGAGCGGUUCUUGGAGGCUGCCGCAGGGGAUGGAGACAAAUUUAAAGGCAUCGGAUAUGUUCUCUAUAUUCAUAGCUCACUUGGGGCCACCAAUGAAAUCACUCGCAUAUACCCUGCGCGAAGUCCUCGAUGAACUCCCCUUUGGACCAGGCCCUGAAUAUGCCAUGAUGAUCAACGAACAUUUCCGCACCAGCCUCAUAGAAGCCAACACGCUCUUCGCGAACGCCAGCAAAGACGCGCUCGCCGCGGUAUACAGCCAGAAGGUACCGCAGAGGAUGAACUCUGUUGAAGUUGCUGCCGACUUUGAAGAAGUGGCAGCGAGUUGCGGAUACUUCAGCUCUUCGCUGCAGGAUUUCGCAGAGGACAUGGUGAAGUUCUUGGAUCUUCUGGAGGAGUUGAAGCAGACGAGGUAUCCGAGACGGAGAUCAUGGAAUUGGUUGAAGUUCUGGAGGAGGUGGACUGGGCCGAAGGAGAGAGUCACGGAUUCAGAGGAGUCGAGUCCUACCGAUGAGAGCAUCGAGCACGAGUUGUCACAUGAAGUCCAUAACCCUAUACAACGGGUACCGGAUAUCCAGGAAAGUAGAAGGAAGACAACCGGCCAGCGUCUGUCAUAUCGCAUUUGGGUAGCUCUUCACCUUCUUCGGAGAGAUGAUAUCAAGUACGCAGCGAAGGUCGGUAUAGGCGCCAUGUUAUAUGCUAUAUGGUCGUUUAUUCCUUCUACGAGGGUGUACUACAGCCAUUGGCGUGGGGAAUGGGGACUCUUGUCAUACAUGUUGGUCUGCUCCAUGACCAUCGGAGCUUCAAACACUACGGGUCUACACCGAUUCUUUGGAACAUGCCUUGGCGCCGUUUAUGCCAUUAUUUGCUGGAUCAUUGCUGACGACCACGCGGUUGUGCUUGGUGUCCUUGGCUGGCUCAUAUCUCUCCAGUGCUUCUACAUCAUCGUUGGCAAGGGUAAAGGACCUAUGGGCAGGUUCAUUCUGCUAACGUACAACCUUUCGGCGCUGUACGCUUACUCGUUGUCUGUGCAAGACGAUGACCAUGAUGACGAUGAAGGUGGGAUAUCCCCCGAGAUAUGGGGAAUCGUCACCCAUCGUGUUGUCGCCGUCAUGACUGGCUGUGUGUGGGGUCUCAUCGUCACGCGACUGAUCUGGCCCAUCUCCGCGAGACGGAGGGUCAAGCAGGGGCUGUCGCUGCUCUGGCUGAAGAUGGGUUUGGUCUGGAAACGAGGACCACUUUGUGCGGCUUUGGAGAAUCCAACUUCCGCUGUUGGUUUCAUGACCUUCAAGGAGGAGGCAGAGCUGCGCAGAUUCUGGACUUACCUCGACACUCUUCGCGAUGCUGCCACUUUUGAGUUCAGGCUUAAGGGGCCUUUCCCGGAUAAGAGCUACAAGACAAUCCUGGAGGCUACGGAGCGGCUAUUGGAUAGCUUUCACGCUAUGAAUGUAAUCAUCUUGAAGCAUGUCAACGCCACUGAAGGCGAGAAGGAGAUUUUACAGUAUACGAAGAAGGAGUGGCUGGAGUUCAGUUGGCGCAUCAGUCACUUGUUUUCAGUGAUGGCGUCUUCGAUGAAGAUGGCAUUUCCCAUGAACGAUGUCCUGCCAAAUGUCGAGCACACACGUGAUCGCUUAUUGGUGAAGGUUUUUGAGUUCCGCAGAACGGGCCUGGGAAAGGUGGUUGCAACAGCUGAAGACUAUGAGUUGCUGUACGCAUAUGCGCUUGUGACGGGUCAAUUGGCACACGACCUAGCCAUUAUAGGGCAGGAGAUUGAGAAUCUGUAUGGGGUUCUGAAUGAGGACGAUUUGAAGCUACAAUAG
Molecule: messenger RNA, 3114 nt
Organism: Westerdykella ornata
Lineage: Eukaryota; Fungi; Ascomycota; Dothideomycetes; Pleosporales; Sporormiaceae
Exons: 7
Coding region: 1-3114 (1037 amino acids)
Source: RefSeq, a predicted model, not a curated record